CUAAUCAAUACACACCCCCUUUUACGUAUCUGUUCUCGGUUUUUUCUUCUCAUUCACGAUCGGAUGCACCAUAUUUACUCCCACCGGCGACCCUCCUCCUGCCAACCAUCGUUGCCGGCGUCGCCUACCUCCUUCUCCAUUCAGUGGAAGCUUUAUGACCGCUUAAUGAGGCUUGAAACCGGACUCAAUGGGACGAGAAGCCUAAUAGAGGCAUCACCUGAGUCGUGGGAGGAGAAAAUAAAGGAGAAUAAAGAAUAUGCCAAAUUUAGGAUAUUUGAUGAGAAAUAUGCUCUUUUGUUUGAAGAUUCCAUUGUCAUUGAAGAUCAAACUAUGACUCCGUUACAAUUUCAAAAAAAUAGCAAUCCGAACGAAAAAAAUAUGGAGGGCAAAGGAAAUAGUUAUGAAAUCAAUUUAGAUGAUGAUGAGCCUCUUUUUCAUAGUUUCCAUGAAAGUAGUUCAACAAAAAGGAAGAAGAAAAAGUCAUUUUCCAACAACUGUUCAACCAAGAGUAAAAGUUUGGUUUAUGAGGAAACAUUAAAUAUUUUAUUGGACGCCAUAUCGUAAAAAACACACAAACUUUUCUACACAAUAAUCCAUCCCCAAUAAUAAUAGAUUACAUGGCCAUUGUCAUCAAGUUUCCCGAUUUUCGUGAAGGGACCAAAGAAUUUUCACAAGCAUUAGUUGUUUUCACCAAAAAGCAAAAUCAUGACGCUUUUAUGUUUCCAACGAUUGAUGAAGCCAAGAUUGACUUCCUUAAGUUUAUUAUGAAAUAAUGAUUUUUCAUUUUAAAUCAUGUCUUAUCGUUUAUGUGUUAUGCUUUGACAUUAUGUGGUAUCUUUUCACAUUACAUGUUGUCAUUUGACAUUAUGUAUUCAACAUUUGACAUUAUGUAUUUGACAUUUUAUAA
Messenger RNA from Lactuca sativa (garden lettuce), 907 nucleotides. RefSeq lists its product as uncharacterized. The record is from RefSeq and is a predicted model, not a curated record. NCBI's taxonomy places the organism in Eukaryota, Viridiplantae, Streptophyta, Magnoliopsida, Asterales, Asteraceae.